Molecule: messenger RNA, 4815 nt
Organism: Anopheles bellator
Lineage: Eukaryota; Metazoa; Arthropoda; Insecta; Diptera; Culicidae
Gene: Nca
Product: neurocalcin homolog
Exons: 6
Coding region: 1024-1596 (190 amino acids)
Molecular function (GO): calcium ion binding
Source: RefSeq, a predicted model, not a curated record
GCAUAUCAACCGUUGGCUUACCACCGAAACGCCAUUCUCUUCCUGCUGCGGAACGGUCCAUUGUCCGACCCGGGUUGCGGUCAUGGAACAGGCGAUCGUUCGAAGUUUAGUGCAUAAACUGUGAAACCAACCCUUUGACCCCCACCCACAGUCCGAUUUCCCGCCCCGUCGUCGGUCGGUUAGUGUGUGGUAGUGUUCCUCGGUUUCGCCGGUAGUGUGCGUGCGUGCGUGCGAGCGUGUAUGUGUCCGUGGGUGUUUGUGUUCGGGCGCGAUUCGAGUGUGCAGUCGGUGUGCCGUUUCGUGAGAAAGUGCUGAACCCGUGCGUCCGCGUGCGCCACGUGCGUCUCUCCAUCGCUUAUCCUUAGCCCCCCCCGUCGCCCGUGCGGUCACCAACCACAGUAGCCGCAAUAGACACAGCAACGACUAACAACAACAACAACAACAAUCGCAACACAACAACGACGACGACGAAGAGAAGGAGCAUCAUCAGAGCACGUCCGAGCAGAGCGCAGUGUGCGGUGUAGUGCACCGUGUAACCCUUGCGCCUGUGUGAGUGCACGGUGCAGCCAGAAGAGCAGCGAGCAACAGGAGCCCGUUUGCCCGGGCCAGUAGCCAGCAGAGUGGAGCCAAAUUGACUUCACAUCCGCAUGCUUGAUAAUCUAAACGAAAUUGGAUCGCGAACCGGCACCACCGCAACCUCGACGCCUCGUGCCUCGUGCUGCUGCUGAAGGCACCGGACGAGCACCGCCACCAAAUCGCAUUACUCGCUUCUAAUUAAGAAAUUGAAAAGUGUAACUGCCGCCAGGGCGAGCGGAAAGAGCCCGCCGGAGAGGACGAGCAAACAAUAUCAGGGACCUCGAGCAACGCCACGCACACCGCACAAACAGAUUUGCCGGGCACAGUAGCCCCACUUCCCUCCAAUCAUUAGCCAGCAGCAUCGGCGCCGUGCGCGCAAAAUUGGCCACUAGCGCUCAUUUCGCAGCCUCGAGUCUACGGUCCACCGCUCCCCUUCGCACACACAGCAUGGGCAAGCAGAACAGUAAGCUGAAGCCGGAGGUGCUGGAGGAUCUGAAGCAGAACACAGAAUUCUCAGACGCCGAAAUACAGGAAUGGUACAAAGGCUUCCUGAAAGACUGCCCCAGCGGUCAUCUGUCGGUGGAGGAGUUUAAGAAAAUUUAUGGUAAUUUCUUCCCCUACGGCGACGCCAGCAAGUUUGCCGAGCACGUGUUCCGAACGUUCGAUGCGAACGGUGACGGUACGAUCGACUUCCGGGAGUUCCUGUGCGCGCUCAGCGUUACCUCGCGCGGCAAGUUGGAGCAGAAGCUGAAGUGGGCGUUCUCGAUGUACGAUCUGGACGGUAAUGGAUACAUCUCCCGCCAGGAAAUGCUGGAAAUUGUCACCGCUAUCUACAAAAUGGUCGGCUCUGUGAUGAAAAUGCCCGAGGACGAGAGUACGCCCGAGAAGCGAACGGAUAAAAUCUUCCGCCAGAUGGACCGCAACAAGGACGGCAAGCUGAGCCUCGAAGAGUUCAUUGAGGGUGCGAAAAGCGAUCCGUCGAUCGUGCGGCUGUUGCAAUGUGAUCCGCAGGCGCAGUGAGCAAUUCCAUGCAAAUGAAACACACGCAACCGCCACUCGAAACACACAAACCGUCUGCUGCGGGAGGGAGCAGGCGAAAAUACACGAAGAAGAAACAAACAAACCAACAAACCACUAAACAGCAACUGCUACAAAACCACUUGACCCACUUGAACGAACACUUGAUGAAUACAAAUCAACACAGAACAAUACAGCAACAACAAACAAAAAGCAAACAAACAAAAUUAACAACGUAUAGAGAGAAACAAAACAAAUAUAUAUACAAAUAUAUGAAUAUACUUAUAUUUUUUCCUUUAGACACUCAAACUUAAAUUAAAAACAUCUUUAAACGUAAGAGUUGAUAAAAAACAUUAAAAACAAAGCAUCACGCAACACUAGCUGAGACAUGAAAAUUAGCUAAACUUCAUUAAAAAUCUUUCAAACGUUUUAAAGUAUGUAAAUUGGAAGCGGGCGGUGUAAAAGUAAUUCUACCAAAAGGCACACGGCGCCUCCCCGUUACGCGCGCGGGUGUAACUGUUUGCUGAGCUAGUCAAACAGACAGCUACACCGUCCGGUCCCGGUCCGGUCGUGCGUUUGCGUUUAGCGACGGACUUACAGCACUACGGACUAGGAACGAAAACACAAAAGAAAAAAAAACAUAGUUAAUCGGGUCAUCUUUCUCUCUUCGUUCGUUCGAAUCGAAUGCUGACGCGGGACGCGGGGACGCGGACAUGUGAGCGUCAUUAGGUGUAACUGUUUAAAAUUGAACAAACCAGAACCUAGUAAACAUUAUAAACGACUGUGAAACGACGUGCGUUGCACUGCAGAGACCCCAAAACCAAUCAUUCGCGCACGCACACAUACACUCACCAAAAACGUAAACGAAGAAGCAAAGAGGGAACUUAACUUGCUAAGCGUCUUAAAAAAUGUGUAAAUAGGAGUUUAGUUUGUGUGUGUUUUUUUUUUCGGUUCCUAUCUUUUUUCACAUCAUUUAACCAUCUUACUGUAAACGUUCCCGUAAGGACAGAAUUUUUACGGUAAAAAUUUCACCUUCACUUUGGUUAUCGUUCGUUGAAUAUCAUGCUUUGUUUGUUUCGUUGUUUGUUUGUCGUUGCAUUGCGUUGUCCAUCGGCCAUCGACUAGCAUCGAUUAGUUUUCAAUUCCUAAACUAGUUUUUAGUUGCUGCAUCCCACACGCGUCUCGUGAUGGCUUCAUCCCAGUCUUAUUUCGUUCGUUCUACAACUAUUCAGUUGUCAGUCUAUGGUUGAUCGCGCCAUUUGAAUUGAGCUACUGCCGGAAGCGCGAUGCAAGAACUGAGCCCUGCGGUGCACGCGGACGGCGGUUUUUGCUCCAGAAAAUCGCCACCCAUUCGUGCGCCGCUGGGUACCACUCUUCCGGCCGGUCGCAAGGCUGGACUGGGCUCAUUUGAUACUGUAAUCUGUGAUUUGUAAGGAAUUUGCUUAUUCACUUAGUCCAUCAAUUGGCACCGUCAGUCCCGUCAGUUUCAGUGUCAAACCAUGGGGCCAUUUGGGGCACGGUAACACACAGGUCCAGCUCAGUUCAAUUCAAACGACCGAUCAGUACCUAAGUAGGCAACAUUUACACCACACCACACAAACACAACCAAAACACACGCGUGUGUUGGCUCUUUUCGGGGCACGGCGAAAGGGACAACACACCCACACACGAUCAGUAACACCUGACCAAACUGAGAAUGGAAUUUUUCGCUGCCUCCGCGACCUCACAUCGCUAACUUGCUAGCAGAAUAGACUACGAGACUGCUCCCAUAGCAACCGUAACUGCGGAGAGCGAACUGAUUGUCGGAGACACAGAAGGCCCUGUGGGCGCGGCUUGGAGCAUGGAAAGUUCGACAAAGAAUCCUGCGCAAGGCGAAACCUCAGCAGCAACCUCGUUGAGUGUACCGUGAGGCCGAAACGAUCGCAAGCAGUGAGGCAUCGUCAACGCUAUAAUGGAAUUGAGUAUAGAGCGUUCUUAUUUAAUAUGAUUUUGAUUUGGUAGUUUAUUCCACACCCGUCCUACACAACAAACCUUACUCACCGAACACCACUCUUUGCACUGGCUGGCAAAGGGUCACCACAAACGACCGACACGUCAUUUGCCGACCUAAACAGAUCUUCCGUUGGUGUGCGGGUUGGAAACGUAGCUUGACAGUAACUAGUAACCGCCACUCAACCAUACCAACCAUCCAGUUCAGACGAUGACGAACUGUUCCGUGAGAACCUAGGGUAUCACAGUACGCAAAGUAUUUUUGCACACUUCCGCCGUGUAUCCGCGUAACGGCUUCCGAUAUCCAACAAUGUUGAGCGCAACGGGUGGAAUAGUGCGACAGAAAUCAUCAUCACAACUUAUUUAUUACUUUUACCGAUCAGAAUAUUCACACAAUUGUUUGCUUCCUUAUGCUUGCUUAUUGUGUAUUACUCAUUGUGCACCACAAGCGGACGCCCCGCGUGGUCCAAUGGGCCACAUCUGAAACUUAUUUAUAUUGUAGUCGAAAACCAUGGACCAUGGAAAAUGCCAUGAUAUAGUUUUGUCCCUUAAACCAUGCGUUCGCGUAGCUUUAUUAUUAUUGUUCGAUUUCCGUACCGUCUCAGUGAAAGGAUGUGAAUGUGUUUUGUUUUGCCUUUUGUUUGUUAUUUUAGCUUCGCUAACAGUUGUGUACGCCCCCAUCCUUUGCGCGCGUGGUCAUAGUUAAUACACAGCGAUUUCAAACCCAGCGGUCAAAAGACUUCCUGUGACACCGAAAGCCGAUAAGAUUUGAUUAAAAUGCUUUGCUUCCCGCGAUAGGCAAAGGCAUACACAACCGCAGGAGGACAGGUAUCGAAUUUAUCGACGCAUAAUCUCUACAAUUGGAUAUUUGCCUAAGAAUUUUUAAGGUGACCAGAAACGAACUACAUAAAAACUAUCUCUCUCUAUACUAGUCCCCUUCUUUCUUGCUGAUUGAACACUUUGACUAUUUAGUGUGUUUUUGGAUGAUUCUUUCAACACCCAACCUUUGAAAGACGACAGCGACUAGAGAGUGUACCGCCCGUGCUGUGGGGAAAGAAUGGCCCGGUUUGGCCCGAAAGAAGAAGAAAACGAGCGUCAAAAAAGGGUAACAAUUCAAACAAACAUUGAAAAAAAUACGAUCAUUCUUACGGUUAAUAUUGCGAAUAUCGUGUCGAGUUUUUGAUAUAAGUUUGUACAGUCUUUUGAGUAUAUAUUAAAACUUUUUAUUUUAUU